UGUCUCUACAACAGCCCCAAAAUCACUCCCCCCCAGACAAACGUGUACGAAAAAGCCAUCACCAUUUCGUCGAUUGCGAUUAAACGCAGGCCAACGCUGCCGCAAACGCCAGCGAGUGCCCCACAGGUGUUGUCACCCAAACGACAGUGUGCCGCAGCCGUUUCGGUAAUACCAGCAAACGCCGCCGGUAAUCCAGCUGCUGCUGCCCAAUUAGCACCCCAAUUGCAAUACGCCACCUCACCAGCCACCGCCGCCGCCGUUGCCCUUAAAGCCGGUCACCACCACCAAUUGGCCUAUAAUACCGCUGCCGCUGCACAAUUGGCUGCCACAGCUGCCAUAAACGCACAUUCGCACUCACAUCACAGCGCCGCUGCCGCCGCCGCCCAACAGCAAGCAGCUGCUGCAGUAGCUGCGGCCGCUGCCGCUGCCCAUCAACGUAAUAUCGCUGCUGUUGCUGCCCAACACAUAAGUCCGGCUACAGCCGCUGCCCUAUUGAAUCAUCACCAGUUUGGUCAGGGGGCCGCACACGCUCAUCCCCAACAACAGGCCGCUGCAGCUGCCGCGGCUGCAGCAGCUGCUGCCCAUCAGCAACAUUUGGUGUUGCAGCACCAACAGAAUAUCUAUCAACAUCAGCAGCAACAACACCAACAACAGCAACAGCAACAACAACAACAGCAGCAGCACCAGCAACAACUAAGACAUUACAAUCACCACAAUCAUCACAGCAGCAAUCAUCAGCAGCAGCAACAACAACAGCAAAUAAUCGCGGUGACAACACCUAGCACAAAUCAUCAGCAGCAGCAACAACAACAGCAACAGACUCCCCAACAACAACAUCAAAGUAUUUCUACCACAACCUCGUCAGCUUCUACAUCACCCAACAGCAACCACAACAGCAACAACAACAACAACAACUCGUCAACAGUCUACUCAUCAGCGUCGAAUACCUUAACCGUCAACACUUCGCUACAUUCCAACGACUCCAAUACAUCGGCAUCCUCCUCCAGUACCACAACUCCAACACCAGCCGUUGCCUCAACGGCCACCACAGCCACCAGCACAUCCUCAUUGGUGGGCAAUAGUGACAGCAUAACAACAACUGUCAACACUAACAACACCGGCUCGAACACCAACUCCAACACCAGCACCAGCAGCACCAACACAGGAACAACCAUGGAAAACCAAAUGGCAUUGGCACCUCUGGGAUUAUCACAAAGCAUGGAUUCCGUAAAUACUGCAAGCAAUGAAGAAGAGGUUCGCACCCUUUUCGUCAGUGGUUUGCCCAUGGAUGCAAAACCACGUGAACUGUAUUUGUUAUUCAGAGCUUAUGAGGGUUAUGAAGGAUCUCUUUUGAAAGUCACCAGCAAAAAUGGAAAAACAGCAUCGCCUGUUGGUUUUGUUACAUUCCAUACACGCGCAGGCGCAGAAGCCGCCAAACAAGAUUUACAGCAGGGUGUACGCUUCGAUCCCGAUAUGCCCCAAACAAUACGCUUGGAAUUCGCCAAGAGUAACACGAAAGUGAGCAAACCCAAACCACAGCCCAAUACAGCGACAACAGCCUCACAUCCUGCAUUGAUGCACCCACUCACUGGACAUUUGGGCGGUCCCUUCUUUCCGGGCGGACCCGAGUUAUGGCAUCAUCCGUUAGCCUAUUCAGCGGCAGCCGCUGAACUACCGGGAGCUGCGGCCCUGCAGCAUGCCACACUGGUACAUCCGGCACUGCAUCCUCAAGUGCCAGUACGCUCUUAUCUUUGACUAAAUACAGAUAAAGUUAUGGAACAGCCUAUGCAUCAAACCCAAAUGACAAUGCCGCAACAUCAUCAAACAACCCAAGCUAUACAUCCUUCUAUGCAUAUGUCUGCUGCAGCAGCAGCUGCUGCCGCCGGUCUAGCACCAGGCAGUGCUGCCACCGGUCCCGGAGGUGGCGCCCCACCGUCCGGUGGCCCACACGCACAUCAUCCUUUUUUAUCAAGUCCCGCUCUAGCGAGCCCAGUUGGUUCUACAAAUAAUGCAACGCAUCCGAAUAAUCCACCUUUGGCUGCCAAUGCACCAUGUUCGACAUUGUUUGUAGCCAAUCUGGGCCAGUUUGUGUCCGAGCAUGAACUGAAAGAAGUUUUCUCUAGUAUGCCUGGCUUUUGUCGCCUACGAAUGCACACAAAAGGUAAUGGGGCAACUUUGUCAUCACCUUCCUCAUCAUUAUCCUCGGCGGCCUCAUCAGCCUCAUCGUCAUCGCCCUAUAUGUCCAAUGCAAAUCAUCCGGUGGCAUUUAUAGAGUUCAAAGAUGCCUCCAGUGCGGCCACAGCCAUGCAACAAUUGCAGGGCAAAUAUCUGCUAUCAUCGGACCGUGGCUCCAUACGCAUUGAGUUUGCCAAAAGCAAAAUGAUAAACGAUGGCUCCUCCAUGGUCCACAGCCACCAUCAUCACCAGCACCAGCAGCAUCACUACCAACAACAGCAGCAGCAGCAGUUGCUAAAUGGGGCCAAUAAAAUUUUAAAUAAUAUGAACGCCACAAUUAACGCGGCUGCUGCUGGUGCUGUUCCCCCACCUCCGGCUCCACCACCCACUAUGACUCUUAUCAAUCCGCCCAGCUCGGCCAUGUUGGCAGCCUCCCCAUCGAAUGCUGGUCCGCCCCAAUUGCUGAUAUUGAAUGGUUAUGCCAAUCCGGCUGGCUAUGGUCAGAUAAUGUUGCCACCACCCUCACCAGCCACAGCUGCAGGUCAAGCUAGUGUGGCAACCCCACAUCAAUAUCUGAAUUGUGUUACAGCAGCCAUGUCGGCGUCACCACUGGCACCGCAGCAACAUGCCACCGCAUCUCCCUUGGGCAUGACCGCUGUCUCCAUGGCAGCUGCUGCUGCAGCAGCAACGUUUAAUGGUCACAGCACCAUCAACAGCAACAACAACAACAACAACAACAAUACCAUUAAUAAUAACCAUACUAAUAGUACUACUGCAACUAAUACAAUUGUUAAUAGUAAUCGUUCAAGUGCACCACUACUACCACCACUACCACAACCACCACCAACACCAAUGCAACCACAGCCUACUACUGUCGUUGUAAAUUCACAACAGCACCAACUUCAUCCAAUACAGCACCAAAAUCAUCUUUUUAGAGACAGGAGCGGGUAUGGAAUCAAGGCAUGAUUUACUUAGUAAAAAAAUCGAACGUGAAAUGCAGCCCCAUCAGCAACAUGCCCAACACCAUCA
Stomoxys calcitrans (stable fly) is the source of this 3204-nucleotide messenger RNA. RefSeq names its product protein couch potato. Lineage: Eukaryota; Metazoa; Arthropoda; Insecta; Diptera; Muscidae. Gene Ontology annotation, molecular function: mRNA binding. The transcript has 10 exons. The record is from RefSeq and is a predicted model, not a curated record. The annotation marks the transcript as partial.